UUUGUUUUUACAGUGGGGCUGGUAACUCUGUUCGAUAUAAUAUGCUAUUCUCAUAAAAGUUUGUCCAAUUUUUUGUAAAAGUUGCAUGAAAUUAAACGAAUUUAUGAAGAAAAGUGUAUUGCUGCGUAUUCUUAAGCUUACAAAUACUGUAAAAAAAAACUUAAGAAAGACGGAUUCUUAAGUUUGCUGGGUACUCACUUCUAGGUCUAUUACGAUGGCAGCAAGCUAAGGUUGGAAUAAACCACACAACCGCCAUUUUAAGAUUCUCAAUUGGUACACGCACAACACAGAACUGUGUUAAUCGAAUAAUUACCAGUGGAUAUUAUUUUUUGUUUGUUUGCUACUAAGAUGUCUCUAAGUAAAACAGUCGGCAGUCUUAAUAAAGGCAAUGUUAAAGAAAAAGAAAGAUCUACUACAAAAGAAUCCAAUAACUUGGUUGUUCGCAUAGAUCAAGAUUCAGAUAAUAAUCUUCAAGCAUUAUUUGAUAGCGUAUUAAAUCCAGGAGAAUCAAAACGUCCGCUACAAGUGCCUUUUCGUAUGCGUCAACUACCAGAAUCCUUCUUCAAACCACCUGCAACUGCGUCCAGAUCACCUUCUAUUGCACAUUCACGCGCUAAUAGCGCUGAUUCCGCUUAUGAUACUGGAUCGCAACCUAAUGUUAGCCAAGGAAAUAUAUCAACGAGUUCUAUAGCCGCAGUUCCGGCGACAAUAACACAGCCACAAGUAGCUGCAAAUAGGCUAGCUAUUUCUCAUUCGCGUGCGCAUAGUAGCCCAGCUUCGCUCCAACAAACAUAUAAUGUACAUAUAGGCAACGUAAUGGAAGCAGGUGCAUGUUUGCAAGAUGGCAUCGGACCUGUCUAUACAACAGGGACGGUCCCAUUUCCUCCCGGAGUUAAUGCUGGGUCAGGUGUCCGAAUGGAUCAAGUAGAACAGUCAGUGACUAAGGAUGGAACAAAUCCUAUUCAGACAUUUCAUAUGAAACAACGAUCAUAUGAUGUUGUCAGUACUAUACAAUUACAAAACGAACUGGGACCAUUGCCCCCAGGAUGGGAGCAAGCUAAGACUAAUGACGGUCAGAUUUAUUAUUUGAACCAUACAACAAAGUCAACACAAUGGGAAGAUCCCAGAAUUCAAUUGAAACAGCAAUUAUUUCAAGAUGGCCUUCCACAUAAUGUGAAUUUGAAAAAUAAAGAAUCUGUUAAUUUGGCUGAUAACUUGGGACCUCUACCGGAGGGAUGGGAACAAGCAUACACAGAAUCUGGAGACGUUUAUUUUAUUAACCACGUAAAUCGAACAACGUCUUGGAAUGAUCCACGAAUACCCGAUUUUUUACAAAAGCCGGCAAAAUCUCAAAAACCGGGUCCAUCUUGGCUGAACAUUCAACAAAUUGAAAAGGAACAGGAUUAUUUUAAACCAAGUUCUGAACAGAGUUCUUUGGCCAGACAAAACGGUAGUCUUCAAAUGGAUCCUUUUUUAUCUGGUGAUAAUCACGCUCGACAAGAAUCAAGUGAUAGUGGCCUGAGCUUGUCUUCAAAUACGUUUUCCGCUACAACAGACCUUAUGCCGAACAUUGAUGACAGUAUGGAUUGCAUAAGUGAAUCAGGAAGCCUUAAUGCCUUAAGUGGCAUAGAUUGCCCGGAUAAUCUGGUAUCUUCAUUGCAGCUUGAGGAUAACAUCUGCAAUGAAAUGUUCAGCGAUGUGCACAGCAUGUUGAAUGCAUCUGCAACGAAGCCUGAUACUUUGGACUGGUAUAAGAUAAAUUAAAUUUCGUAAGAGCAUGAACUAGAUAUUUAUAACAAAGUAUCAAUGUUUUGUCCUUUUUGGUUAAACAAGUUUUAUCAACAUAAUUUCAGCGGUAAACAAUUGAUGUUAAACUUUAAGAAUAGUUUGAAAAUAAAUAUAACUUUAUAACACAACUUGAGAAGACGGAA
This is a messenger RNA of Anastrepha obliqua, 1931 nucleotides long. RefSeq names its product transcriptional coactivator yorkie (gene yki). Gene Ontology annotation, molecular function: transcription coactivator activity; protein binding. Gene Ontology annotation, cellular component: nucleus; cytoplasm. The transcript is spliced from 7 exons. The coding region runs from base 349 to 1764 and encodes 471 amino acids. Lineage: Eukaryota; Metazoa; Arthropoda; Insecta; Diptera; Tephritidae. The record is from RefSeq and is a predicted model, not a curated record. Gene Ontology annotation, biological process: hippo signaling; positive regulation of transcription by RNA polymerase II.